This is a messenger RNA of Kickxella alabastrina, 1198 nucleotides long. RefSeq names its product MEMO1 family. NCBI's taxonomy places the organism in Eukaryota, Fungi, Kickxellomycota, Kickxellomycetes, Kickxellales, Kickxellaceae. The coding region runs from base 1 to 1044 and encodes 347 amino acids. The transcript is spliced from 2 exons. The record is from RefSeq and is a predicted model, not a curated record.
AUGUCUACUCGCCGCGCAACUCACGCGGGCAGCUGGUACUCUGAUAACGCCGACGAGCUUAGCGGGCAGCUCGAUAGCUGGCUCGACAUCGUGCCCAAUCCAGUAAGUGAAAUCGAACCCGCUGGCGACAAAACCCCCGUGCCCAUCCAGGGAGCACGAGCAAUCAUCGGACCGCAUGCCGGAUAUAGCUACAGCGGAAGCAAUGCAGCCUUUGCAUACAAAUGCAUCGACCCCACGCAGAUCAAGCGAGUGUUUAUUCUCGGCCCCUCGCACCAUGUCUUUCUUAACAACAGGUGCGCACUCAGCAAGUGCAAGGAGUACAGCACGCCGCUGGAAUUGAAGGGGCAUGGGAAUUGGCAGACAAUGAGCCGGGAUGUGGAUGAGGACGAGCAUAGCUUGGAGAUGCAUCUGCCGUAUAUUUUCAAGAUAUUUGAACGGCAGAUCGAUCGGGUUUCUUUGGUUCCUAUUUUGGUAGGUAGCCUGAGAUUCGACGGCGAGCAGUAUUAUGGCGAGCUACUGGCGCCGUAUCUGGCCGACCCGCAAAACCUAUUUGUCAUUUCGUCGGAUUUCUGCCACUGGGGCAGCCGCUUCAAAUACACGUACUACCAGGAAUUGAGCCCCGACGGACAGCAACCCACUGGCCGAGCGACGCACCUGGGUAAAGCGCGCGGCGGCGGCGGCGGUGGCAGGCAGCUGCCCGGGGACACUCCAAUUUGGAAGUCUAUCCGCAAGCUUGACUGGGACGGGAUGGAGGUUGUUGCGCGUAUGGAUCAUGCGGGAUUCAGGCGCUAUUUGGACGGCACAGAGAACACCAUUUGCGGAAGACACCCUAUUGGCGUACUGUUGGCUGCUGUAAAUAAGCUGUAUCCCCACCCCCUGGCAGAGGGGGCCCUGGAGGGGCAGCAUAAUGGUGGCGGUGAUGAGGUUGAUUGGCCGCGGCUGCACUUUGUCAAGUAUGACCAGUCGAGCAAAGCCGUUGGUCCGGCAGAUUCCUCGGUGAGCUAUGCAUCAGCAUACCUGUAUUUGCCAAGUCUGAAUAUGUAAACAUACAUGAUUCUUUUUUUGGAAAAAGCGGUCAUGCGGAGGUGCAUUUUUUUGCUUUCAAUCGAAUAAAACAUUUUUUUACUUCUGUAUCAAUUAAAAUGAGGAGCAGAAUAUAUAUACAUACAGUAUAUAUUAGGCGAUGCAAGAUUGGCAC